Molecule: messenger RNA, 906 nt
Organism: Exophiala viscosa
Lineage: Eukaryota; Fungi; Ascomycota; Eurotiomycetes; Chaetothyriales; Herpotrichiellaceae
Product: ribonuclease III
Exons: 1
Coding region: 1-906 (301 amino acids)
Biological process (GO): RNA processing
Molecular function (GO): ribonuclease III activity
Source: RefSeq, a predicted model, not a curated record
AUGUCGCAUUUCGACAGAAAGAGGAAGACCAACAACCAUCACAAUUCUCCUAACAAAAGAGUCCAGAGAGAUGAUCCAAGGGCGCUCGAGAGCAAGCCAAUGCAGCAACCCGACAAAGAUAUCAACUCCAGUGACCAAUCAAUUCCUCCUCUACCAGCAAUUAGCCCGCGUUAUGAAGAUGUCGUCUUCACUCACCCAAGUGUGAACACCCAACCGGGCGCCAGCUACGACAGACUGGAAUUUCUAGGAGAUGCCUAUCUUGAGCUCAUCGCCUCGCAACUGAUCUACGCCAAGUUUCCAGAUCUAGGAGCGGGCCGUAUGUCCCAAAUCCGGGAAGACCUCGUGAAGAACGAAACUUUAGCCAACUAUGUCGUGCUCUACGGCCUUGACAAACGACUGAGUCAAUGGGAACGACUCCAGAGAGAAUCGAAACAUGCCUGGCUCAAAAUCAAAGGGGAUCUCCUCGAGUCAUACGUGGCAGCUAUCAUCCUAUCCAAUCCUACCGACGGGAUGGCCAUCAUUAAGAAGUGGUUGGGCGAAUUGUGGGGACCGAAAUUGGAUGCCCAAUCAGUACAACCGCAAGUCUCAUCGAAGAGCAAGGAGGAUCUUGCAAAGAAGAUUUCUGGAAAGGGUGUUAAGAUCAAGUAUGUCGACGAGAGAGAUCCUGUGGUCCAUUAUGGUAAGGGAAAAGAGACCUACUACAUUGCUGCGUACCUGAAUGGCUGGGGUUGGGAAAAUCGGUAUCUGGGCAGUGGUGAAGGAUUGAGCAGAAUAGCUGCGGGACAGGCUGCUGCAGCCGCUGCGCUGAGCAAUAGGUCAAUCAUUGAUGAGAUUGUGGCCAAGAGGGCGGAAACCUUGGCUCAGCAGCGAAAAGAAACUCAGCGGAAGGAAGAAUCACAAGGAUGA